Trypanosoma grayi is the source of this 336-nucleotide messenger RNA. RefSeq lists its product as hypothetical. The transcript has a single exon. Lineage: Eukaryota; Euglenozoa; Kinetoplastea; Trypanosomatida; Trypanosomatidae. The coding region runs from base 1 to 336 and encodes 111 amino acids. The record is from RefSeq and is a predicted model, not a curated record.
AUGGCCUUCCCAGUGUACAUUGCAAAGUGUCGGCAGUGUGGCAACACGCGUCAGACGUAUAACGACCCGCGACUCCGGCGUAGUGUGAUUGAGUGCAAGGCCGCUUGCUACGAGUCUCACUAUGAGUGGGAUUUUGUCGAGGAAUGCAAAGAAGAGGACGAUGUGGUGGGGAAGGAGGAGAAAUUGCGUGCCACCACAAGCAGCCUUGCACCUGCGCCUACUCCGAUCCCAGUCCAGGCGGCAGAGGCAGAAGCAAACGUGGCAGCGUUGGCGUUCAGUGAGAAUGCAACGAAGAGGAAUCGCGGAAAGCAACCGAAGCGCUGCAUUGUGACGUGA